AUGAAAAUUGAAGAUAAUGACAAAAAGGUGGAGACAUGCAACUCGAGGGUCGACCAGAUACCGGGAGCACCUCCGAUUUUGAAAGGACUAGACUCGAAGAAGUUCGUGCAAAAACCAUUCCCCCAGAGUGCGGCUCCAAAGCCCAUCUCGAAGAAGUUUCGGAUGCCAGAUAUCUCAAAAUACAAUAGAACCAUUGAUCCCAACGAGCACAUUACCGCAUACACUUGUGGCAUAAAAGGAAACGAUUUGGAAGAUGAUGAGAUUGAAUCUGUCUUGCUAAAAAAUUUGGGGAAACUCUAUCUAAAGGCACAUGCCGGUGCCAUAAAAGUUUCAACAAGGAAGUUCGAUGUAUUCAAAAUAAAGCAAAGGGAGAACGAAAUGCUGAUGGAGUUUGUAUCCCGUUUUCAAUCAGAACCAAUGGAGUUACCACUAGUCUCCGAUGACUGGGCCGGGUCAAGAUUGAAUAAGGAAAGAUAUCAGCCAUACGUCGAGGAUCAAAGGAACAUUUCAAGGCGUAACUUACCUCAGAAUGAUCGAAGAGCAAAUCGAGGUCAAAGUUCCCGGGGACUCAUGAGCAAAACCGGGUUUGUUAGACACUUGGGACCAGCGGAGGCACCCCGAUUAUCGGAAUAUAACGUUAGCAUUGAUUCAUCGGGGAUCGUCUCAGCCAUUGGAAAAAUUAGAGAUACUAGAUGGCUCAAGCCUAUACAGACUGAUGCUUCUCAGAGGAACCCCAACUUGGUGUGCAAAUAUCAUGGUACUCAUGGGCACAGGACCAAAGAUUGUAGGCGGCUCAGAGAGGAGGUAGCCCGAUUGUUCAACGAAGGGCAUCUUCAUGAAUUUCUCAACGACCAGGCCAAGAGCGAUUUUCGAGAAAGGGAUGCAAACAUGAAGAAUGAGCCCGAAGAACCUCAACAUGUCAUUCACAUAAUUAUUGGAGGAGUCGACGUCCCAUAG
Molecule: messenger RNA, 957 nt
Organism: Nicotiana tabacum (common tobacco)
Lineage: Eukaryota; Viridiplantae; Streptophyta; Magnoliopsida; Solanales; Solanaceae
Source: RefSeq, a predicted model, not a curated record